GCCCGUGACACGGACACUCAGCACGACACAGGACGAGCUUCUCCUCUCCGCCGCUGACCGUGUGCUGUUGUCGUUAUCGGGGAGGAAGGACGCCUGCCUGCUUGGAGACGCCGGGGACCCGUGCACGGAUGCAUCAUGUCUUCGUUUGUGUGCCGGGUUCAGUUUCUAGACGACACCGAUCCGUUCAACAGCACCAAUUUCCCGGAACCGACCCGAGCUCCUCUCUACACCUUCAGAGAAGAUAUUCCUCUGAUAAACCAGCUCGCAGGGGUCCACCGACUCCUCAAAGCCCCUCACAAGCUCGAUGACUGCGCUCUGCAGCUCUCUCACACCGGUGUGUAUCUGGAUCUGGAGUCGACACUAGACGAGCAGAGAGAUGAACUCGAGGGAUUUCUGCAGGACGACUGCGCAGGGAGGGGAAAGAAGCACAGUGUGAUUUUACGCACUCAGCUGAGCGUUCGUGUUCACGCAUGUAUCGGUGAGUCUCACACACACACACACAUGUGAGCAAAC
Carassius auratus (goldfish) is the source of this 513-nucleotide messenger RNA. Its product is annotated as FH1/FH2 domain-containing protein 3-like. Gene Ontology annotation, biological process: sarcomere organization; cortical actin cytoskeleton organization; cardiac myofibril assembly. Gene Ontology annotation, cellular component: cytoplasm; cytoskeleton. NCBI's taxonomy places the organism in Eukaryota, Metazoa, Chordata, Actinopteri, Cypriniformes, Cyprinidae. Gene Ontology annotation, molecular function: actin filament binding. The transcript has 3 exons. The record is from RefSeq and is a predicted model, not a curated record. Bases 136 to 507 code for a protein of 123 amino acids.